CUCUGAUUGGCUAUUGGUAGUCAAGACGUAAUUUCCUUCUGUCAGCUCGAACACUUCCUGGAGAAGAAGGAAGAAAACAGGAGGCAGAAACAACACAGAAAUUCUGAAAAACUCUUUGACUUUGGACUUUUUAAGACCAGAACUCAACGCAGUCACUAUGUUUUCCUUCCAUCAUGUGUUCGACCACCCCAUGGCCCGGGGCUUUCCGAACCGCUUCUCCACUCAGUACCGCUGCUACUCGGUGUCCAUGCUGGCUGGACCCAACGACCGCUCCGAUGUGGAGAAAGGAGGCAAAAUUAUUAUGCCGCCUUCAGCGCUUGACCAGCUCAGCAGACUUAACAUCACAUACCCAAUGCUGUUCAAGCUGACCAACAAGAACUCAGACAGAAUGACUCACUGUGGUGUUCUGGAGUUUGUGGCAGAUGAAGGAAUCUGUUACCUCCCACACUGGAUGAUGCAGAAUCUUCUCCUGGAAGAAGGUGGCCUAGUUCAAGUGGAAAGCGUCCACCUCAUGGUGGCCACAUAUUCAAAGUUUCAGCCACAGAGUCCUGACUUCCUGGAUAUCACAAACCCCAAGGCAGUCCUGGAGAACGCACUGAGAAACUUUGCAUGCUUGACGACUGGUGACGUCAUAGCCAUAAACUACAAUGAAAAGAUCUAUGAGCUUCGCGUUAUGGAAACCAAACCAGACAAAGCUGUAUCCAUCAUCGAAUGUGAUAUGAAUGUGGAUUUUGAUGCUCCUUUGGGUUACAAAGAACCCGAGCGACGAGCUCAGAACAAUGAUGAACCAACAGAGGAAGACGGAGACCCCAGCAGUUAUGCUGACAUGGACACAGGAUUCAGAGCUUUUACUGGCUCUGGAAAUCGUCUAGAUGGUAAAACAAAGGGGAUUGAACCUAGCCCUGCUCCACUAGCCCUGAGCGACAUCAAAAGAGGUAUUCCAAAUUAUGACUUUAAAGUUGGUCGGAUCACCUUCAUCAGAAACUCCAGGCCUCAGCCCAAGAAAAAUGUAGAAGACGAUGACGCCAUGAACAGAUUCAUUGCCUUCUCUGGACAAGGACAGUCACUACGCAAGAAGGGCAGAAAGCCUUGAAUUAUUUCAAAUGGAUAUUUUGGCUUUUGAGACCGCUUCAACAGCAAAGUAAAAAAAACAAACUGAUUUUCAGAAACACUUGGCUUUUGUCUUUGUUUUCAUUUUAUGUCUGAACUUUGCGGUUGACUUUUGAUCAUAUUUUUGAAAAUCUAUUCUUGUGUAAAACAUGCUACAUUGGUUAAACAAUUUCAGAUAUAAUUUAUAUUCACAGGGACAGGGUCAUUUAUUUGAGCCAGGUUCAUUAGACAAUAUCACUUACAUAAAGAAUAGCUUGAGGAUUAUUGUUGGAAAUUAGUGACCACCAUUUUCUAGAACUGUUACUUUUUUUUUUUUACAAUUCACCUCAAAUAUACUCUUUCCAAAAUCCUCAUUGCAGUUUAAACAAUGGGAGUAGUUAUUUUAUUUUAUAAAUGCAUAAAAACCAUUUUAUGUUUGAAUUUUUUUCCAGAGUUAUAUUUUGCUGACAUUCUUUUCUGGUUUAUUUAUAGACAAAUAAAGGAUUGUGUUUUGAA
Girardinichthys multiradiatus is the source of this 1605-nucleotide messenger RNA. It is a transcript of the gene ufd1l, whose product is annotated as ubiquitin recognition factor in ER associated degradation 1. Gene Ontology annotation, molecular function: polyubiquitin modification-dependent protein binding. The record is from RefSeq and is a predicted model, not a curated record. Gene Ontology annotation, cellular component: VCP-NPL4-UFD1 AAA ATPase complex. Bases 158 to 1093 code for a protein of 311 amino acids. NCBI's taxonomy places the organism in Eukaryota, Metazoa, Chordata, Actinopteri, Cyprinodontiformes, Goodeidae. The transcript has 12 exons.